CACCUCUCUUUGUCUUCUUCUUGUCUCUGGGCCAUAGAUCGCAAUCAUGAGCGGCCUACGGUUCCUCGAUCUCGUCAAGCCUUUUGUGCCUCUGGUGCCUGAAAUUCAGCUGCCAGAGAGCAAGGUUCCUUUCAACAACCGCCUCGUAUGGACCGGCCUUACUCUCCUCGUCUUCCUGGUCAUGAGCCAGAUGCCGCUCUACGGAAUUGUGUCGUCUGAUACCUCCGACCCGCUAUACUGGCUGCGAAUGAUGAUGGCGAGUAACAGAGGAACACUGAUGGAACUGGGUAUCACCCCCAUCAUCACCUCGGGCAUGGUCUUCCAGCUUCUUGCCGGAACCCACCUCAUCGACGUCAACCUCGACCUCAAGUCUGACCGCGAGCUCUACCAGACUGCCCAGAAGCUCCUCGCUAUUCUCCUGUCUUUCGGUCAGGCCGUCGUCUAUGUCAUCUCCGGUCUCUACGGACAGCCCUCUGACCUCGGUGCCGGUAUCUGCGUUCUCCUCGUUAUCCAGCUGAUGAUCGCUGGUCUGAUCGUUAUCCUCCUCGACGAGCUCCUCCAGAAGGGCUACGGUCUCGGCAGCGGUAUCUCGCUCUUCAUUGCCACCAACAUCUGCGAGUCCAUCAUGUGGAAGGCCUUCUCCCCCACCACCAUCAACACCGGUCGUGGUCCUGAGUUCGAGGGUGCUCUCAUUGCCCUUGUCCACUUGCUCUUCACCUGGCCCAACAAGACUGUUGCGCUCAAGGAGGCUUUCUACCGCCAGAACCUCCCCAACGUCAUGAACCUGAUUUCCACAGUCAUUGUCUUCGGUGCUGUCAUCUACCUCCAGGGUUUCCGCGUUGAGAUUCCUGUCAAGUCCGCCCGCCAGCGUGGUGUUCGUGGCUCGUACCCCGUCCGUCUGUUCUACACCUCCAACAUGCCCAUCAUGCUGCAGUCUGCUCUUUCCUCCAACGUCUUCUUGAUCAGCCAGAUGCUCUACAACCGCUUCUCUGACAACCUCCUCGUCAAGCUUCUCGGUGUCUGGGAGCCCAAGGAGGGUUCCGCCCAGCUUUUCGCUACCUCUGGUGUUGCCUACUACAUGUCCCCCCCUCUCAGCAUCACCGAGGCUCUCUCCGACCCCCUGAAGACUGCCAUCUUCAUCGUCUACAUGCUCGUCGCCUGCGCUGUCUUCUCCAAGACCUGGAUCGAGGUUUCUGGUUCAUCCCCCCGCGACGUUGCCAAGCAGCUCAAGGAGCAGGGUCUGGUCAUGGCUGGUCACCGUGAGGAGUCCAUGUACAAGGAGCUUAAGCGCGUCAUCCCCACCGCUGCCGCCUUCGGUGGUGCCUGCAUUGGAGCUCUGUCUGUCGGUAGCGAUCUUCUCGGCGCUCUCGGUAGCGGUACUGGUAUUCUCCUUGCCGUAACUAUCAUUUACGGAUACUUCGAAAUCGCCGCCAAGGAGGGCGAUAUGGCCGGUCUUAAGGGCAUGGUCAUGGGCUAGAUUAGUCCAAUAGGGAUCUCACUUUUAUUGAUUUGGAUGGAGGAUGGGUUGAGGCUGGUGCGCUUCGCCGCACAUUGUAACAUAUGAUCUACGAAACAAAAGUUCGCAAAGGUACUGGGCAUCACUUGACGUACUGUAGCGUGGCGCCUGGCUAGGCUAUCACAGAUGCCAGUCCUUCUGUAAUGCAUCAUUGUUAACCCUU
Molecule: messenger RNA, 1679 nt
Organism: Alternaria alternata
Lineage: Eukaryota; Fungi; Ascomycota; Dothideomycetes; Pleosporales; Pleosporaceae
Product: SecY protein
Exons: 3
Coding region: 47-1477 (476 amino acids)
Biological process (GO): SRP-dependent cotranslational protein targeting to membrane, translocation; post-translational protein targeting to membrane, translocation
Cellular component (GO): Sec61 translocon complex; membrane
Molecular function (GO): signal sequence receptor activity; transmembrane protein transporter activity; ribosome binding
Source: RefSeq, a predicted model, not a curated record